Molecule: messenger RNA, 1792 nt
Organism: Aureobasidium musti
Lineage: Eukaryota; Fungi; Ascomycota; Dothideomycetes; Dothideales; Saccotheciaceae
Source: the annotation of a GenBank genome assembly
ACCGCUUGUCGCUAUGACGGACAAAGACCAUGAAGGUCGCAUCGCCCAUAACUCAGUACCCUUGAUUCUGUCCCUCGUUACCCUACCUGUUGCCAUUGCUAUCUGGUUCAAUGCCGUCUCGAGUCAAGUCCGCGAGCCUUAUCUUGUUUUCCAUGUUGGGCAGGUCCAACAAUAUUGUCGCGGCAAUUACUGGCACUGGGAUCCUAAAAUAACCACCCCUCCCGGUCUUUAUAUCCUCUCUGUUUUGUUCUAUAAGAUCACUGGUCGUUGUGAUCUGGAUGCUCUGAGACUCGUCAACGCUCUUUCUCUUUUCGCUAUCUUUUUCUUCCUUUUACACACGGCUCCUCCUGUUUCACCGCGCUCUGCCAAACAACUGCCCGGUCAAAAGUCUACUCUUUUCCUUCCUCUGGCCAAUCUGUGCCCUCAACAGAUCCAUUCCGCUCUCAAUGUCUGUCUCUUCCCGCCUCUGUUCUUCUUCUGCGCCCUCUACUACACCGAUGUCGCUUCCACUCUGAGUGUCCUNCUUUUCACAAGACAUUUGAUUGAGAACAACUCUCGUGGUCCGAGUUCUUUCUUCCAGGCUUGCAUAUCCAUCAUUUUGGCCAUCGUUUCCCUCUCAUUCCGUCAGACCAACAUCUUCUGGGUUGGUGUUUUCCCCAUUGUUUUGCUGGCACUUGGCGCUUUGCACAAAGAUGUUGAAAGCGAAAGACCACCCGACGGCAAGUCUGUUGUUUUGCGGGCGUGGGCCGAUGCUACUUUCUACGACCCUCAAAUGCGUGAUUCUAUACUGGACGUGACAUUGGCUUUGCGUGCUUUGUGCUUUCCCCGGACACUUCUUCGGAUUGCAAGACUCGUGUGGCCUUAUGUGUUUGUUGUAGCCCUCUUCGCUUCUUUUGUUCUCUGGAACGGCGGAGUUAUGCUAUACAUCUGGGCUUACACCAGUUUCUUCUCUUUUGGCCUUACCUAUCCCUUCGUUGCACAAGGACUACUCUCCGUUUUUGCGUCUCUUCCGAUUGCGGCCAUAAUGGAGCCGCUUCUGAUUUUCAGCAGACGCAAAUUCCUACCUCGAUCUGUAGUACUCAUCGGCUUCAUAGCAGUCAUUGCUGUGACGGUGAGGUUCAACACCAUUGUACAUCCCUUCACACAAGCCGAUAACAGACAUUUUACCUUCUAUGUCUUCCGCUAUCUGCUCGCACACCCCGCUAUCAAGUAUCUCGCUAUACCGAUCUACAUGUCAUGCGCAUGGUCUGUCCUGCAAACACUCGGUGCGCCCGCCCAACUCUUCGAAAUCAAGGAAGACGAAAAGGACGAUGGUAAGGGCAUUGCAUCACAAAAGAAACCGACCGAUGGCGAAAACGACGAAAGAGGUCAGCUUCUCCGCCUGAACGAUGCGCCUUUUGGCGAGGGCUGCACUAUCAGUUUCGUUAUGGUAUGGAUCGGUGUGUCUGCCUUGCAACUCAUCACUGCACCUCUAGUGGAACCACGCUACUUCAUUCUGCCAUGGAUCAUGUGGCGAUUACGCGUUCCACAAGCACAUCCCGGCGCCUCACUAAUGGCAAGACCGACACACAAGAAUUGGAAACAAUGGUGGAAUGCAGAAAGACAGAAACGAGACAUUGAUCGCCAGAGCUGGAAAAACUGGUUCUACAUUGUUUUGUGGGCAGAGCACGAUCACAGACUCUAUUUGGAGACGAUAUGGUUUUGCAUCGUCAACGCAGGUGUGGGAUACAUUUUUUUGAAUUGGGGCUUCGAGUGGCCGCAGGAGCCUGGCAAGACACAGAGAUUCAUGUGG